AGCAUGGGCGGCCCCCAGGCCUGGGCUCUGCUCUGCCUCGGGCUCCUGCUCCCGGGAGGCAGCGCUGCGUGGAGCGUCGGGGGAGCCCCGUUCUCGGGACGCAGGAACUGGUGCUCGUACGUGGUGACCCGCACCAUCUCAUGCCAUGUGCAAAAUGGCACAUACCUUCAGCGAGUGCUGCAGAAUUGCCCCUGGCCUAUGAGCUGCCCGGGGAACAGCUACAGAACCGUGGUGAGACCCACAUACAAGGUGAUGUACAAGACAGUGACCGCUCGGGAGUGGAGGUGCUGCCCCGGGCACUCGGGCGCCAGCUGCGAGGAAGUUGCAGGCUCCUCUGGCUUCGUGGAGUCCGGGUGGUCAGCCAACACCAUGCGGCGGAUGACACUGCGGCCCACAGCCUUCUCAGGUUGUGUCAACUGCAGCAAAGUAUUGGAGCUGGCAGAGCGGCUGAAGGCGCUGGAGGCCAAGGUGGCCGUGCUGACUGCUGCUGAGCAGGCAGUGCCCCCCACCCCCACCGCGCCCGAGGACCCUGCCCCGCUGUGGGGCUCCCCAGCUGCCCAGGGCAGCCCUGGGGACGGAGGCCUCCGAGACCGAGUGGGUGCCCGGGGGCCUCCCGGGCCCAUUGGCCCCAAGGGAGACACUGGCAGCCGGGGCCCCACAGGAAUGAGAGGCCCACCAGGUCCACAGGGACCCCCAGGGAGCCCUGGCCAGGACGGAGCUACAGGCCUCCCUGGAGAGAGGGGACCUCCAGGCCCCCCAGGGCCUGCUGGCCCCCCUGGCCCCCCAGCCCCCAUUGGACCACCCCACGCCCGGAUCUCUGAGCAUGGAGACCCAUUUCUGUCUAACACCUUCACAGAGACCAGCAGCCACUGGCCCCAGGGACCAGCUGGGCCCCCCGGCCCCCCGGGGCCAAUGGGUCCCCCCGGACCUCCUGGUCCCAUGGGCACCCCUGGGAGUCCUGGACAUACAGGACCACCAGGCCCCACUGGACCCAAAGGAGCCCCUGGACACCCAGGAGAGAAGGGCGAGAGAGGACUGCGUGGAGAGCCAGGCCCCCAAGGCUCCAUGGGACAGCGGGGAGAACCUGGCCCCAAAGGAGAUCCUGGCGAGAAGAGCCACUGGGCUCCUAGCUUACAGAGCUUCCUGCAGCAGCAGGCUCAGCUGGAGCUCCUGGCCAGACGGGUCACCCUGCUGGAAGCCAUCAUCUGGCCAGAACCAGAGGGGUCAGGGGCAGACCCUGCCGGCACGGGCACCCCCAACCUCCUUCGGGGCAAGAGGGGAGGACACACAACCAACUACCGGAUCGUGGCCCCCAGGAGCCGCAACGAGAGAGGCUGAGGGUGGAGGCGGCCCCUCGGGG
This is a messenger RNA of Pteronotus mesoamericanus, 1360 nucleotides long. RefSeq names its product EMI domain containing 1 (gene EMID1). The transcript is spliced from 15 exons. The record is from RefSeq and is a predicted model, not a curated record. Lineage: Eukaryota; Metazoa; Chordata; Mammalia; Chiroptera; Mormoopidae. Bases 4 to 1338 code for a protein of 444 amino acids. Gene Ontology annotation, molecular function: protein binding.